Alternaria arbusti is the source of this 1269-nucleotide messenger RNA. RefSeq lists its product as uncharacterized. The transcript has a single exon. NCBI's taxonomy places the organism in Eukaryota, Fungi, Ascomycota, Dothideomycetes, Pleosporales, Pleosporaceae. The record is from RefSeq and is a predicted model, not a curated record. The coding region runs from base 1 to 1269 and encodes 422 amino acids.
AUGAAGCAAGGCACUGCUUAUAAUCUCUCUCAUCCCACCUUAAAACAGACGACCAAUAACGCAAAAGACCCUCAGGCAAGACAGCUCACCACGCAACAAAACAAGACUACUUUCACACUGAGACAGAUGAAAAGCAUGGCACAAGCAAAGGUGGUUAUGCUUACGGAGUAUACUACUGUGUAUCCUACAGAGGUUGCUCAGGCUACGUUCGAGCCGUCCGCAUCUACGACAGCCGCCGUUAGUCUUUCCGCAAGCCUGAGCAGCAAGAUCCCUGAACCCACUAUUUCGAUAUCAUCGGCUAUUCCCUCUCAAACAUUACCGCCUACUUCUUCGACCACUGUUGUUCCACUGGGUCCAGAACGCCACUUUGACGAUACCCCCGUCAUCGUCAUCCUUUCACUAUUCAUCCUCUUUGCUAUUCUUCUCAUCGCAAUGAUAGGUUACUUAGUCUUCAUGCGAUUCAAAGGUAAAUGCUCCUCGUGCCAAGAUCUGCAAGAGCAGAUCUCGAAGUGGGAGUGCGGGGAGCUGAAGCGCAUCACACCGCAAAUGGUUAUGAAGCGUGAUAUGCUAAACAAGACCCCCUGGGCACAUUACACUUCUUCGGAACUCGACCAGGAAACUGGAUAUCUUGGGCACAAAAUGUCCCGCGCGCCGACUAUCUACCAGGUUGAAAGAGAAAGGGGGCCGUCGCUCUUCCAAAAGAUAAAAGCUCGCAUUGUCCGUGGAGGUAAGUCAUCAACCCCUCCAGAUUUACCGACUAACUACAAUGACGGGCAUCGUUACUCCGCUCGAUCCUCUGCAUAUUCGGCGUCUACAUACUACGACCCCGAAAAGGAUGACAAAGAGAUGCGUAUCUUCACCGAAGUCUCAGCACCAGAUGUUUCCAGCGCUCGCGGACCCCUCCGCAAAGAGUCAGAAGAGCCAAAGCGCUACACUGCAUACGCAUCCACUGAGCAUGAUGAAGGCUAUUCUUUGGAAAAGGAGAUAAACAUCGCCCACGCGAUGGCGUGUCUGGAAUCCAAAGAGUACAAGGAUGCCAAUGCAGUCCUACAGCGUCAAUCUGCAACAGACUCUGAGAUGCGACGCGCUCUGGGAUUCGUCAAUACCAAAGACCAACAGAUGAAGGUCGCACUCCACCCCAGCCUGUACUCGGAGGUCGACAAGUCACUAUAUGAGUCGCCCGCUGCUAACACCUCUUCGCAAGCUGAGGAGUAUCAGCCGUUCAGCUGGCGCAAAAAAGGCCGUAGACCGCCAGAUCUGGGAGAUUAG